GUGCGACGCGUCGUGUGCUGUAAACCACUACACCAAAAAGCUUAAUCUGUACCAACUGCAGUAGUGUACUACCGUAAACGAUAAAUCAUGCGCGUCAAAAUUAAAAGAUAUCAUGCAGUAGCUAAUUGGACUUGGACGACUCCAAAAGACGAUGUUUGCGGUAUUUGUCGCGUCCCCUUUGAUGGAUGUUGUCCCUUGUGCAAGUCGCCUGGUGAUGACUGUCCUUUAAUUUGGGGAAAAUGCACUCACAUCUUCCAUUCUCACUGUAUAACCAACUGGCUUGCCACAGAAAGCUCCCAAGGACAAUGUCCCAUGGACCGACGCCCAUUCGAAAUCGCAAGUACGAGCACCUAAGCAAAGCAGUUUCGUCAGACGUCUUUCCUUCUCACAUCGUAUUGUCUCGUUAUGAAUAGCAUAUUUUAAUGAACGUAAAAUUAUUA
Schizosaccharomyces japonicus yFS275 is the source of this 440-nucleotide messenger RNA. RefSeq names its product anaphase-promoting complex subunit Apc11. The transcript has 2 exons. Bases 88 to 354 code for a protein of 88 amino acids. Gene Ontology annotation, biological process: anaphase-promoting complex-dependent catabolic process. Lineage: Eukaryota; Fungi; Ascomycota; Schizosaccharomycetes; Schizosaccharomycetales; Schizosaccharomycetaceae. The record is from RefSeq and is a predicted model, not a curated record. Gene Ontology annotation, cellular component: anaphase-promoting complex. Gene Ontology annotation, molecular function: ubiquitin protein ligase activity; cullin family protein binding; zinc ion binding.